AUGCCUGCCUAUCACUCUAUCUUCCUGGAGGACCGCGAUGUCACUGUGAUUGGUAUGGUCUUCCUGCCGAAGCUGGCGCAGCAGCUGAUGCGCUCCGGAAAUUUCCCUAUUCUACCCCUCCGCACCACUACUCAUGGCCCCGCAUACAAAUUGCCCCAGCUUCCCACCACCGACGGCCUUGAUGUGUCACCAGAAAGUGAAUCAUAUGACUGCGUCGAUGAGAUCCUGUCACUCUUCCGCGCCAAUGUCUUUUUCCGUAACUUCGAGAUCAACGGCCCCGCGGACCGCAUGCUCAUUUAUGGAACUCUGUUUGUUAGCGAGUGCCUUGGGAUAGUCAAGCCAGAGAUGACAUCCAAUGAGGCGAGGAAGGCCCUGACCAACGCCGCACUGGUUAGCUUUGCUAUCCCCGGUGAUGUGUCGUUCCCGCUCAACCAAGCAUUUGAAGCCCCGAGUAACCGCCACGAUGCCGAGACUCUUCGCCAAUUCAUUGCGCAAGUGCGGCAGGAGAUCGCCCUCCGCCUACAUGCUAGAUUAUACGCCGGUGGAGAGGAACCCUCAAAGUUCUGGCUCAGUUUCACCAAGAGAAAGUUCAUGGGAAAGAGCCUUUAG
Molecule: messenger RNA, 609 nt
Organism: Penicillium paradoxum
Lineage: Eukaryota; Fungi; Ascomycota; Eurotiomycetes; Eurotiales; Aspergillaceae
Product: actin-related protein 2/3 complex subunit 3
Exons: 6
Coding region: 1-609 (202 amino acids)
Biological process (GO): regulation of actin filament polymerization; Arp2/3 complex-mediated actin nucleation
Cellular component (GO): cytoskeleton; Arp2/3 protein complex
Molecular function (GO): actin filament binding
Source: RefSeq, a predicted model, not a curated record